AUGGCUUCUCAAACUAUUAAAAACAUUGUUUUGAUUAACGAAUAUGAACAUGAACUCCGGAGAUUCAACCUAACUGCUAGGCGGUUUGAAUUUAGAUUUCUUGAUUACAAUGGACAAGGAACACCUAUUGACUGGCUAAGAAGAGGUUUAAACGCACUUAUUAAUAAUGGUAUGCGUGGAUUCGAAAAUAAUGAUAGAGUCGGUAUCACUUUUUUCAACGCCGAUUUUCCAGAUAGGCCAUUACCCAUGUCGUUUAGGAGGAGAGAUCAGAUAUCUACAGAUGCUAUAUUGGAUACUUUGGGCAAAGUUUUGCAGAGUAAUGCAAACUUUUUUACUAAUAAUUUACUGACCAUGACAAUUGAUCGGUUCCAGUUGCCCAAUGGUAAUGGCGCAGGACUGGCUUUAAAAGGAUCAACAUAUGAGGAUUUUUGUGCCAAAAAGCGAGGUAUCCGCUAUUUCGGAUUGGUUAUCGGCACGUCUAAUGCUGAAGCGAUAUAUGUCCACAACAGUCGUAAAAUUUGUAUUACGGCAAAUUAUAACGUUAUAUCGCGAUCCGAGAAUAAAAUUUAUCGUACAUGCUAUACCAAAAGACAACGGGUUGAAAAUAGUUACGAUACUGUGCCUUACGGAUACAAUGACCCUUUGAUAAACCAAAACGUUUUGGUUUAUCAUCAAGAACCCCCUCAGACUGCGGAAACCUCUCAGCCAGAAGAAGAAGCCUCUCCGUCCUGUGAGCCUCCUCUGUUGGAAGAAGACAUACUGCUAAAUUAA
This is a messenger RNA of Brassicogethes aeneus, 771 nucleotides long. The record is from the annotation of a GenBank genome assembly. NCBI's taxonomy places the organism in Eukaryota, Metazoa, Arthropoda, Insecta, Coleoptera, Nitidulidae.